Molecule: messenger RNA, 2449 nt
Organism: Chelmon rostratus (copperband butterflyfish)
Lineage: Eukaryota; Metazoa; Chordata; Actinopteri; Chaetodontiformes; Chaetodontidae
Gene: gclm
Product: glutamate-cysteine ligase, modifier subunit
Exons: 7
Coding region: 187-1017 (276 amino acids)
Biological process (GO): glutathione biosynthetic process
Cellular component (GO): glutamate-cysteine ligase complex
Molecular function (GO): glutamate-cysteine ligase catalytic subunit binding; enzyme regulator activity
Source: RefSeq, a predicted model, not a curated record
ACCACCAAGCCAGCAGUCAACAGUGAGUGCAAGUCAUCCUGACAACGUAGUUUACAGUUUCGGGGGCUGUACUUUUGUUUGCUAGCGAGCUCUUAGCCAGCAGUCACAGCAGCAGUCAGUGAAUACUUGCUCGCUGUCACAGUUCGUCACUGCCUAGCAACGUGUUAGCUCGCUAGCGAAAACCACAUGGAUCCUCAAAACAGCAACAUGAGCGCUGAGGCGAAGACGUUGUUGAACCACGCUAAGACUCUCCGGCUGUACACCGGGAAUUUAGUCAACCGAAGUCGCCUGAAAAAGAAAUGUCCGUGCUGCCCCAGUGAAGAGCUUCGAGAGUGCAUUCAAGCCACGCUGAGUGAUUGGUUCUCCACAACAAAACCGCCAUCCAAGGACUUUCCAGAUACACUGGACUGCUUUAUUCCCCAGGAAACAGACGCCAUCACACCUGAAGAGAGGGAGGAGCUGAAGGUCUCGGUCAAGCUGUUCUUGUGUGAAUCGGGUCAGUCCUCCAUCAGAGAUGCAGUGGAGAUGGCCUGCCAGACGCUGGCAGUGUCCCAGCUCGACUCUGUUAUCAUAGCGCCACCUGGACCCCUGGAGGGCGAUGGUCAAACCUUGGCUCACCUUCAGCCAGCCUGGGAGGAGCUGGAGGCUCUGGUCAGGAGCCAGCAGAUUGCUGCCAUUGGCACUUCUGACCUGGACAAAGAUCUCCUGGAACAGCUCUACAACUGGGCUCAGGUGAAGCCCAGCAGUAACCAGGUCAACCUGGCCUCCUGCUGUGUGAUGCCUCCUGACCUGACAGCCUUCGCUAAGGAGUUUGACAUCCAGCUGCUCACACACAACGAUCCCAAGGAGCUAAUGUCAAAAGCCACAUUCCAGGAGGCGAUGCAGGAGGGAAUGCAGGACCUGAGCAUCGCUGACUGGAGGCUGGAGUGGGUCCUGCGCUACUCCAUUAUUGUCAAGAGCAGGGGCAUCAUCAAGGCUAAGGGCUAUCUUGUCAGUGCGAGGAAGGCAAGCCCCUAGCACGCUCCCCUAGAGAAGAAGACACACGGAUGAAGCCAUUUUCCUCCUUUCUCUCUCUCUCUCUGUCACACACACACACACAUACACACACACACACAGACAACAUGCAAAGUAAGAGCUCUGAAUAAUGGAUGCUGCCAAUCACCAUGAGUCUUGAAGUCAUUGCAUCUUGAUCAUCUAUGAUUUCUUCAGUGUAACGGAUGCAGGUAUUCACUACCGUCAUCUCAGUGAGAUCAAAAACAGGAGAUGAACAUGCAAGAUCAACUCCAGUGUCAGUUUGGAGAGAACACACUGUGGAAGUGAACGUUUCACAGACAGUGGCUCUCACUGACCCGUACAUUGACAGAUCAGCCAUUAACCACACAAUAUAGAGGCUGCUUUAAUGGUGGAAAUGUAAUUUGCUAAUCUUUGAUCCAAGGUGAAGGUUCCUUAACUUUGUUCUGAAUUGAAGUGCCUCUCAUCUUUAGCUCCUAUCCUCAUUCCUGCUUUGUCUCCACUGUGUCAGUGUGAAUCAAGCUUUAAAUAUAUCAGUCUGAAUGAAAAGAUUAUGAGUAGGUAAAGCGACAGAACAGGGUAGAGAACUAUUGUUUUUUGGUGCAGAAUUAUUGCAAACAUUUUUAAAGGGUAAAUGUGGGGGAAAACUGAAGCAAGUCUGACCAUGCAAUUAGAUUUUCUCCCAAUGUAUAUAAUACCAGUUGCAUUCCGCAGUUAAGUAAAGCAAUGCACUCAAAUCCAACUACACGUGAGAUGUUUAUUUUAUGAUGCUGACUAGAUUUGAUUUCAGCUGGUAAAGCAGACAAAUACUGUAUGUGAGUAUUCCAUAACUUUGUGUUAUCAUGCAUCUUUUCUAACCAUGCGCUAUUUUUGACAAGUCAUUGAAAUGUUUGCCCACCCUAUGCCAUGAGAUUCUUUCGUGGGUUGAGAGUGCAGCACUUUGAGAUGUUUUGACAUGCAUAGGAGGCUUAUGCCCUCUGUUGUAGCACUGGAAACUCCAUGCCGAGAUGUGAAAAGUAGUUUUCAAGGUGGAGUGAGUCAUUCUGGAGAAAGGUAAUUGAUAUUACCAUCUGCCCGUCUUCACAGUGGGAUUGCACGUUAGCAUGCCAGAUUUACCGUCUCCCCUUGCCAUCCCCUUGUCCUGUGCACGAGCGCGGACACCACCGGUUGCAGGAAUAGUGUCUCAUUUACAGAGCCAAGGUUGUGGACAAAACUGGACGCACACACAGAAUGGACAACAAGCAGACCAUCAGGAAAUAUUCACUGAAUAUCAACAAUAUCCAGAUUGACUUGACCCACCUUAUUGAAGAAUCAUGGCCGUUUUUCCAGACAGGAUCCAGUUGAUCUCAUGAAGACAAAUUAUCUGUUGUACUGUAAACAUAUUUAAUGUCAUAUUUCUGUAUAUCAUGGAUUGGCUUUAUUAAAAUUAUGAAACAGA